UUUUCUCAGACAUGGGUUUUGAAAGUCUCCAUCCACUGCGAAGGCUGCAAAAGAAAAGUCAAGAAAAUCUUGCAGAACAUUGAUGGGGUUUACACAACGAAUAUUGAUUUGCGGCAACAAAGAGUGGCCGUAACAGGAAAUGUGGACGCUGAAACUUUGAUUAAUAAGUUGGUGAAGGCCGGGAAACACGCAGAGCUUUGGCCGGACCAACACCAUAAUCAUAAAAAGCAAGGAAAAUCGGGUAAGAAGAAAGAGAAAAAAAACGACACUUCUGAAAGCCCUCACGAUCAAGAAAACGACAACAACAAUCAUGGUCAUUGUGUUGAGAAUAAUAAGGAAAAAGAGACCGUAAAAGUUGAAGUUUUGCAAGUUCAAGACCCGUCUAAAACUCACGAAAACGGCGAUAAUAAUAACAAUAACGGAGGUAGUACUUCUCAUGAAGGUGGGCAACCGGGAAAGCAGCACGGUUCGGGUGGACAGGUGAAGGAGCCAAAGGCUGAAGUUAAGCAGACGGUGACCGUCCACCCAGGUAGCCAGUCACCGGCGGUGGAGAAAAGUGAUUCCCCGGGGGUGGCCGAGACUAGUGCUAGCGGUGGUGGGAAAAAGAAGAAAAAGAAGGGGCAAAAGAGUAAUAACGUUAGCGUGAAUGAGGGCGAGCACAGUGGUGCUUACGAUGCGCCAGUGGGCAGCGGAUCGCAAAUUCCGGCUCAGGCCAAUCACGGCGCGCCAUGUCAUCACGAGCAUCAAAACCCCCAGCCUUACUACUCCCACCACCAUAAUGGCCCUCCGGUUUAUGGGGUGAGCUACAGUACGGCGCACCCUAGCGGAAGCUACAGCGCGUCCUAUUACGCCUCGCCACCACCUAAUUACUCGUAUUCCUAUAGGAGGUACGUGCAUCAAGGCGCGGUCAUCGAGACGGAACCUCAGCCGUAUGAUCACGAGUCUUACUCGCCAUCACAGCAGUCGGAUUCGUUCGAGCUGUUCAGUGAUGAAAAUCCAAAUGGAUGCUCAGUCAUGUGAAAUGACCACAUUAGCCAUAUUGAUGGAGAGGGUUAUUCUUCUUGUAUAAGUUGAUGCUGGGGGUAAUUUUGUAAUGAAUGUAGAUACGCGAGAAAUAUUGUAAUAGUUUGAAUUAGGAGAAGAAAAAUAACAAGAUGGGGGGGGGUUCUAGGAACGGGGAAGUGGAGUGACUU
Morus notabilis is the source of this 1193-nucleotide messenger RNA. Its product is annotated as heavy metal-associated isoprenylated plant protein 36. Gene Ontology annotation, molecular function: metal ion binding. The record is from RefSeq and is a predicted model, not a curated record. Lineage: Eukaryota; Viridiplantae; Streptophyta; Magnoliopsida; Rosales; Moraceae. The transcript has 2 exons. The annotation marks the transcript as partial.